AUGUCCCAGCUGUCAGUAACGGCGUAUUUUAAUACGCGUAAACGACAAGCAACUGACGAUAUACGGAGCAAGGCAAAGGUUUUGCUUCUUGAUCGAGAUCAAUCGACAUCAGUGAGUAGUCAAAGUCGAACUCCAGUAAAUAAGAAUAAUUCCGAAUCAUCCGGAGCACUAACUCCGGUUCAAGAAGAAAAAACAAUGGGAACAAGUCCGAAAGUUGUUCUUAUACCUGGUAAAGAGUUAGUAGGUAAUCGUACUGCAAAGCCAAACUCAGCUGUUCGGAAUAUUCAAUUUGAUUCUCCUAAAGCAAAUGCUCAAAAAACACCCAAACAGAAUGUUCGAGCUCGAGUUACACGUUCACGGAAAUUAUCUGGACAAGAGGGGCAAACAGAUAUUAGGGAAAGUUUUCAAAAGAUUGCAGAAGAUGCAAAAAAAGUACUUUUUGAAAAGAAAGGAACAUUGAGCCCAAAGAAGAAACAUCCAGGAACACCUAAAAAAAAUUAUGCUUCUGCUGAAAACUCAUCCACAAAUGUUCAAAGUGAACAAUUUUCAGUCAAUUGCACUACACCUAAAAAAAGUUCAACCAUGGAUAGGUUGGUAAAAAAAGAGCUGUCAUUCACUGAAAUAAAAAGUAGAGUUAACAAGUCAUCUAGACUUAUGGAAUUAAAAGCCUCUAUUGCACGCUUCAAGAAUUGCGAACAAAGAUUGGAACAAGUGCAAAAACAGAAUGACAUUAAGAAACCUCAGAUACAGAAGUUUGAAAAGAUUCAACUUGAGAUACCAGUUAGCCCACCAAAAGCAUAUAAAUCCCCCAGUAAAGCAAUAUUAAGCCCCUUGAAGAAUAAACAAUUAUUAAAUGCCAGUCCUCAAAAAAGAAUUUUAUUUGAACCUAAAGAAUCAACUCCAAGCCCUGUGAAAAGUAGCCCAACUAAAACACCAGCUUAUCAGCAAUAUUUAUCUCUUGCUGAAAGUGGUGUUCCUACAUUACCAUUGCCGUAUCAUUAUAGAUUCUUGGCAGAAGGAUUUAGAUGUGUAGAUACAGUUUCUGCAAUGCUAUUUAACCGUAAAGAAACAAUAACAUUCAAGAAAUUAAAACCAGCAGUUCAAGAGUUAUUACGCAAAAAUUUCACAUUGGAACAUUUAGCACAAAUUAAAACAAUUUUUCCAACUGCAUAUAUUUAUAAUCAGGAGAAACAUCACACAUUUGGUUCUAUAUCUAAACAAGAUAAAUAUGAGAUGAUUCUCACACCUGCUGUUGAAGAAAAAAGUGGAAGAAAUACACCAGAUGCCGAUGAUGUUUUGAAAACAGCGGCUGAAGCUAGUAUGGGACCACGAGUGUUAUUAGAUAGACGGAGGAGGUUUUACAACAUCCUGCUCGACAAAGUAAAGGACGAACAUACAAAAUUUUUACUCAGUUUAGAAACACCAAUGCACGUACCAAAAGAAAAAAUCAUGCGCUGGCACCCUGAGUUUGAUGUAGAAAGUUGUAAGCCAAUUGAACAAGCUGAUUUGCCACAACCACCUAAUGUAGAAAAAGUGACAACUGCCAAAGAUGUUCUUGACAAGGCAAAAUCACUGUUCAAUUGUGGUACUCGUAUGGAAAAAGCAUUGCAGCGACUAGCCGAAGCAAAAAUGACUUCGAAAACGCUUUCUCCACAAAAGAAUGAAGUGGAUAAUUCAACACAAACUGAAGGCGGUAUGCGGAAAGUUAAUAUUACUGUCGUGGAUACUCCGCCUGCUACACCUACUAUGCAAAUUAAUCAUAUUACUUCAACCCUUAAAGGCAUACCAAAGGCCCUCCUUGAGAAGGUUCGAGCUAGACAAGCUGCUAAAGCAUUAGAAGCAAUGACACGUACACCUAACGUCGAGAAAAAAGCUAUAAUGUAUUCAAGACUACCGGAGUUAGUUAAAGUUUUGCGUAAUAUUUUUGUUGCUGAGAAGAAGGGAGUUUUACCAAUGGAAUUUGUUAUUACAAAAUUAGAGAAUUCGUACAGAGCGAAAUUAACUACGACUGAAUUAGAGGAGCAUAUACGUUUGUUGUGUACACUAAUACCCACAUGGACUAGUAUACAUAAUGUACGAAAAAUAGAUUACUUAAAGUUGCAAAAAGAAAUUGAUCUUGGGAAGGUGGUGAAAAGAUUAGAAAUUUUGGCUAAUAACAAAAUUACGGCGUCAUGAUGUUGAACUUACAGAUUCUCUUUCUUUUGAAGAUGAUG
Habropoda laboriosa is the source of this 2213-nucleotide messenger RNA. RefSeq names its product DNA replication factor Cdt1 (gene dup). The record is from RefSeq and is a predicted model, not a curated record. Lineage: Eukaryota; Metazoa; Arthropoda; Insecta; Hymenoptera; Apidae. The coding region runs from base 1 to 2175 and encodes 724 amino acids. Gene Ontology annotation, cellular component: nucleus. Gene Ontology annotation, biological process: mitotic cell cycle; DNA replication checkpoint signaling; DNA replication preinitiation complex assembly. The transcript has 6 exons. Gene Ontology annotation, molecular function: DNA binding; DNA polymerase binding.